UUUUCCAUCUUCAAAAUCUCGCAGAUCGUUCGAUUACGAAAUUCGCAGCAACAAUCUUUUCCCCCAAAUUGUUUUCCCUCUACUUCUUUCCCUCUAUAUUUUCCCUCUAUAAAUUUCCCUCUACUUUUCCACCUGAGAGAGCUAUUAAUAGGAAUUUUUGAGGGGGGACAAGCAAGAAGAAGAGAGGAACUUUCAGACGUGGGGAUCUCAAGCGACGGGAGGCAAAGCAAAGACAGAAUGGUUAAGAAGAACUUCAUAUCACAAUCUCAACCCGAAGGUGGGCAGUCAAGACCUCGAGCUAGGAACUGGAUUAUAGAUGAAGACAAUUAUUUGUUGGGAAUAUUGAAGGAAAUUGUCCUUAAAGGAAAGAACAAUGGAGGUCAUUUCACUACCGAGCAAUGGCAAAAUGUUACUGAUGAGUAUAAAGAAAGGACUGGACAAAAUGACAGAGGCAAACUACAAAUGCAAAACCGUUAUAAAAUUUUAAAAAAGCAAUAUUCCCUUAAUUACAAACUCCGAAAUAAAUCAGGUUGGGGUUGGGAUGAAGGUAAAAAUAUGGUGAUUGCACCUACUGCAAAAGAUUGGGAGGCAUUGAUAAAGGAGAAUGAUGAGUAUUUAAGAAUUAAGAACAAAGCUUUUCCUCAGUUCGACGACAUGAAUUUUCUAUGUGGAGGUAACACAUCUAAGGGGCGGUGGUGGUUUGGGACUACUGAUGACUUUAAUGAGCGUGAAGGAAGCACUAGUUUAGAAAAUGAAUUGGAGGAUACUGAUGGGCCACACAAUAACGAGAUAGAUUUGAGUGAUUCAGAGGAGGUACAAGAAGUGGAAGAGACACAAGUUCCUUUUAAUGGUACACAACCACCACCACAACCAAUACCUAGUUCUACUCCGAUCAUAAAGCAUCACGCUCAACCAUCAGGUUUAAAGCGAGCCUCAGUUUCAUCAUCAGUGUUCUCACUCUUAGCCUUAUCAUCUCGAGAGCUCUCAUCCUCUUGGACAUUUGAGACUCCAUCAUCAUUUUGGUUUUGCGCAUUUUCCAACUUCAGGUUGCUAGAAACAUUCCCUUCUUCUGUAGCUUCUGCCAUGGAUUCUGAAUUUUUGGCUACCACGCAUGUUUUAGAUUAGUUGUAUAUUGCAAUUAAUUGUAGUUGGAUGGUGAACUAGUAAAUGUGUGCAGUUGUCUACUUAUUUACCACUUUUGUCUUACAUGAUUGUGUGUGUUCUUUUUCUAAGUGGUUACCUGAAUGUGCUUUCAGAACACAAUUAUCACAUGAUAUCCUUCAAAUGUAUGAAGGUCCAACUUUUUCCAACAUUUGGUUUAGUUUAAGGUAUGAUUGGCCUCUUUAUAUUGCAUAGCCAUGACAGAAAAUUUCUUCUGAGUACUAUCGCAUAAAAUCAAGAUCGUUCUGUUCCUUGUUAUCAUUGUUGUUUUUGAGACUUGAAUCUUGACUAGUUCUUUGUUCUUAGACAUCAGUUGGUGGAAAAUCCUAAAGUUUUGUAUGUUCUCACCUUUUUCCUUGCUGUCUAUUAGCUUAAACAUUAAUCUUUUGUCCAUUCACACGCCUGGAGUCCCUCUACCUCACAGAAUUUUAAGCUACCAGUGUGAUGUUAGUCCUCAUUAUUAUUGAAAGGUGAAGUGUGUUUACAGAUGGCAUCACUUCAAUUAACUAACAACAAAGCUUAAGUUCCAUUUUCUUGUGAAUUGGCUACGUGAAUUAACUCAAGACUAUAUCACUAUUGAUUCUGUCAAUCUCCCUUUUCUCUGUCUGUGUUUUCCCUACUUAAGAGUCUAUAUUAUUUUCUAAUUCGCAUAAUUAACACCGGCUGUUACUUAACAACUUGUAUAUGCACACACUCACACACAUAUAAUCAACUUGUCUUCUUGUGCUAUGAGACGUGUGUUAGGUAAUCUUUGGAUUCUUGAUAUGAUAAUGAACUAACAUCAUGUUGAAACCAUGUGGAUGACUAGCUAUGGAGAAGAUUUAAUUACCCUUCAAAUGUUUCUGGCAGCUACAAGUGCUUCAGUAAGCAUACACAGUUGCUACUCCCAGUUAGGACCCAAAGUCGUUCUAUUCUACUAUUUGAUUUUGCUUCAAUAUUAGUCUUGAUUUGACUAUUGAUUUGGACAAUUAUGAACUAUUCUACU
Molecule: messenger RNA, 2146 nt
Organism: Asparagus officinalis (garden asparagus)
Lineage: Eukaryota; Viridiplantae; Streptophyta; Magnoliopsida; Asparagales; Asparagaceae
Exons: 5
Coding region: 238-1125 (295 amino acids)
Source: RefSeq, a predicted model, not a curated record